AGGGCGCGCUCUCCCGCCACGCGCGCGCCCCUGCGAGCCAGCGGCCAGAAGCGCCCGGUCUGCGCGCCAUUGGCCGGGGGGCCCCGCCCCGCCGACGGCUGGGGGAGCAGCAGCCGCGAUCGCCCGGCGACCGCUCGGCGGCGAUGCAGAGCGCAUCGUCGUCCUCCUCCGUCCUCGACGUGUCGGGCGGGAACAUCGGCGACGACGGCGCUGCUCGCGUGGCGGAGGUGCUGCAGCAGGGCCGGAAGCUGGAGGAGGUCCGCUUGGACCUGAACGGCAUCUCCGACGCCGCGAUCCCGCAGCUCGCCAGGUCACUCAGGGGCUGCCCCUCCCUGAAGAAGCUGUCCCUCCGCGGCAACGCAAUCUGCGACGACGGGGCGGCGGUGCUGGCGGCGGCGCUGGCAGGGGGUAGGUGCACUGCUAGGGAACUGGACCUGAGCCAGAAUGCCAUAGGGGACAAGGGCGCCGCCGCCUUGGGGGAGGCCCUGGAGGGCAACGCCGCCCUGAAAAGGCUCCACCUUGCGGACAACGCCAUCUCCGACGCCGGGGCCGUCCGGCUUGUGAAGGCUCUGGGGGUCAACAGGACGCUGGCCGACCUGGACCUGGAGGCGAACAGGAUCACGCCGCCCGUGGUGGAACACCUCUCGGAGGCGGCCCGCGGGCUCGGGAAGAGCGUGAGGCGCGGGGACGCGAGCACAAAAGGCGCCACCGUCCGGGACCGCCGCUUACUGGGGCUCGUCCGCGGCUCGGCCGCGAUCAGUCUUGACGUGGUCCGAUGUACCAGCCAGCACAUCGACCCGUUCCAUUACCAGGCAUUCUCCCCGGCGUCUGGGAACUUUGGCAAAGAUAAGAUGAGAGGGGAGGACGACGAGCAGAAGGGGGCGAAGAAAGCGUUGAAGCAGGACCACGACGUCGACAUGACCACCCAGGGGGGCGCGAAGCUGAGGUUGGUCAAGAGCACCCUGCUAGACACGUUCACCAUGCCGAUGGAGCACCCCGUGUUGCAGGAGCUGCAGAAGGUGACCGACAAAGGCAAAACUGCCGUGGCCACGGCAAGGUGCGAGGACGCGGAGGCGCUCUGGCUCUUGGGAAGGCCCGCGGCGAACCUCGCAGUCACGCACCUCGAGGCUCUGACGACAUGCGACAUCAGGGGCGCCCUGAAGCAGGACAUACAGGGCUACUUCGCGAAUGUGCAGCCCCCGCUCGGCGACGCCACGGUGACCAAGACAGACCUCGAGCUGGACAUCCAAGCCGUGAAGGUGGAGCCGUGCUUCCACGCUACUACGAGGAAGUUCACGAUGGCCGCCCCCCGUUGA
Molecule: messenger RNA, 1316 nt
Organism: Prorocentrum cordatum
Lineage: Eukaryota; Dinophyceae; Prorocentrales; Prorocentraceae
Source: the annotation of a GenBank genome assembly